AUGUCAUUCUUCAAGAAAGAAAUUAUAAAUGGCGGCGACCAGCAGACGUCAAAAGCUCUGACGGCCGUGGCCUGCAUCGCCGGGGCUGGCGUGGUGGCCUACCUUGGGUAUAAAUACUACAAAGAACAGCUUGAAAAAGAAGAACCACUGCCACCCAGAGCGCCAUCUGUAGCGCCAUUAGAACCACAAAAACCCCCAACUUCACCUGCUAAAAAAACAGUUGCCAAAGAUCCUGAACUUUCAUCAUUUUCAUCAGAAACGUUUGACAAAUCAGUUGAUACUUUACCUGUACCCCAGAAAUCAAACUCUGGGGACAAUAUGCCAGAUCCAGUCAAAUCUAUAGAACAGGCUGGAGAGCAUUUGAAUGAAAAGUUAUCAGAAGGUGUAAAGAAUGUUACCAGCAAAUUAGAUGACUACAAAGCAGAUGCCAGUGAUAAGAUAGCGGCUGGAGUUAAAUCGGCUAAAGAAACUUUUGAAGGUUACUCUCAAGACCUGAAAGAUAGUUCAAAAAAAGUUUAUGACAGUUAUGAUGAUUACAAAACAAAGGUUGACGACAAACUACAUGAAGGAGCCAAACAGGCAUCUGAAAAAUUAGAAGGCUUUAAGGCAUAUGCCCAUGACCAGCUGAAUGAAGGAACCAAACAGGUUGCUGAUGCGGUGAGCGGGUACAAGAAGACUCUCGAUGAGAAAGUCGAUCAUGGUGCCAAACAAGUUAAUGAAGCUGUUGGAGGUUACACAAAAGAGCUGAGUGGCAAAAUUGAUGAUGGCGUGAAAGCAUAUGGGUCAAAAAGAGACAACUCAGCAUCAUUUGCCAUGAAAUUAGUUCUUCAAAUUUAUUUCUACAUAAAUAUAAGUGCAGGUUUGAAAGAUAUGAACAAUAAUUAA
Helobdella robusta is the source of this 885-nucleotide messenger RNA. RefSeq lists its product as hypothetical. NCBI's taxonomy places the organism in Eukaryota, Metazoa, Annelida, Clitellata, Rhynchobdellida, Glossiphoniidae. Bases 1 to 885 code for a protein of 294 amino acids. The record is from RefSeq and is a predicted model, not a curated record. The transcript has 9 exons.